AUGUCACAGCCCUCCCUCCCCUUGUGUCAGCGCGGGGGGACGCGGGGACACAGCAGCCCGGGGGGGCGAGGGGCGGCCCCGGCGGCGGGGGGAGAGCUCGGCCCCGGGUGCCCCAGGGCCGCCUGGAGCCGGAGGCUUCCCCGCGGCUCCUGCCGAGCGCGGAGCAUCCUUCCCCCGGCAGCCGGGCUGGCACCGGCACCGGCAUCACCACCGGCACCGGCACCGGCACCGGCAUCACCAUCGGCACCGGCACCGCACCGGCAUCACCCCCGGCACCCGAAUCAGCAUCAACAGCGGCACCGGCAUCGCCCUCGGCACCGACAUCCCCAUCGCCCCCGGCACCGGCAGCAGCAUCAGCACCGGCAGCGGCAGCAUCACCUUCGGUGUCACCGUCACCCCCGGCCUCGGCACCGGCACCGGGAUCGCCGCUGGCACCAGCUGUGGCCACCCCUCCUGUGCGCACAGCACCUGCGCCCAAGGACCUUGGCUCGUCCUCCCGGCCCUGAUUCCCAGCAGGAAUUCCCAGUGACUCCCAGCAGGAAUUCCCAGUGACUCCCAGCAGGAAUUCCCA
Messenger RNA from Passer montanus (Eurasian tree sparrow), 571 nucleotides. RefSeq lists its product as uncharacterized. Lineage: Eukaryota; Metazoa; Chordata; Aves; Passeriformes; Passeridae. Bases 1 to 552 code for a protein of 183 amino acids. The transcript is spliced from 2 exons. The record is from RefSeq and is a predicted model, not a curated record.